UGCAUGUCAGCAUAUAUGGGUAUUUAACCACUCUAAAGUAACCUAAUUCUACAAGAAGGUCUUGCCUGCCCUCUAUUCCAUGCAUGAAUCAUCACAUACAUCCCAGAACCAUCCAACCCGUCCCCAAUCUCACCUCCUCUCAAGGAGAACAAGCCAAGGCCGAUCCUCAUGUGUCAAAAUUCUUCGUGAUCGUUCCGGGCAGACAAGCGAGUGACUCCAUCUUAUCUGGACUCAAGCGAGCCAAAGGCAAGCGGCACCGUAUGGAGUCCUCAGUGCUCAUGCCCAGAGAUCACGACACGGCUGUCAUCAAGGCCUGUCGUGGACCUGUAUCAAGUCCAAGUGUGCCGCGUAACUGCAAACCGGUUAUAAUCAAGGUUUCCGGUCUGCAGCCAAAACAGAAGGGAAAAUUAGAACCAUCUCUCGUCAUCAUCUGCCGUGCUGAGAAGCACAACUUGUUUUCUCGCUCCUUUUCAGGAUCUUUAGUUAUCAAGACGGUUCCGUGUAUUCAGACAAAUGCCAGGCUCUUCUUCAUUCAAAGCCUAGUCGCCCAAUACUGACGGUUGACGGGAACGCAUAUAGUAUCAGCCUUAGCAGCGAGCAUCUGAUCGUGGGUUCCAGUAGCCUUCGCCAUUUCUAUUGGAAAGUGGUGCGUCUUCGGAAUUCAGAACAAUCAAAAGACACUUCAAAGGAAGUAGUCACCGGGUCCACGGCGGUUGGCAGGAACGUGACGCUGGUCAUCAGGGACAGCGGAGAAGAUGCUGAACUUGGGGUUCAUGUCCUUGUCGACGGUCAUAAUGGAUGCGACGUUGCCGCAACGGUAGCAGUAGUUGGGAGCAGACCAAACAGUGACGACCGAAUUUUGAGGGAAGUGGUACUGGGCCAAGGUUAGCAAUGGAAUGGAACAAGGCUAGCAUAAGACAGUAUCACGUACCUUGUAGCCCUCGUUGACGAGCU
This is a messenger RNA of Colletotrichum navitas, 954 nucleotides long. RefSeq lists its product as uncharacterized. The transcript has a single exon. NCBI's taxonomy places the organism in Eukaryota, Fungi, Ascomycota, Sordariomycetes, Glomerellales, Glomerellaceae. The record is from RefSeq and is a predicted model, not a curated record. The coding region runs from base 84 to 557 and encodes 157 amino acids.